Messenger RNA from Sorghum bicolor (sorghum), 2734 nucleotides. RefSeq names its product serine/threonine-protein kinase ATG1c. NCBI's taxonomy places the organism in Eukaryota, Viridiplantae, Streptophyta, Magnoliopsida, Poales, Poaceae. Gene Ontology annotation, cellular component: cytoplasm. Bases 187 to 2385 code for a protein of 732 amino acids. The transcript has 12 exons. Gene Ontology annotation, biological process: autophagy; peptidyl-serine phosphorylation. The record is from RefSeq and is a predicted model, not a curated record. Gene Ontology annotation, molecular function: ATP binding; protein serine/threonine kinase activity.
CCAUAGGGCCGGCCCCGCCGCCGCGGGGUGAACACGACCUGACCCGGUUUCCUUCUCUCCUUCUCUUUUCUGUUCCGCGCAGCAACGACGCGGUUGCUUCUCCCCACGGCGGCAUCUCCUGCGUGGCGGCGCCGUCCCCGCGAGAGCUGCGGCGGCGCGCUAGGCAAGUUACUGGACACGGGAACGAUGGGGGACGGCGCCAGCGGCCGCGGCGGGGCCGGACGGCGGGUGGGGGAGUACGAGCUGCUGCGGCCGAUCGGGUCGGGCGCCUACUCGCAGGUGUGGCUGGGGCGGCACCGGGCGCGGGGCACGGAGGUGGCGGUGAAGGAGAUCGCCAUGGAGCGUCUCAGCAACAAGCUCCGCGAGAGCCUGCUCUCCGAGGUCGACAUCCUCCGUCGCAUCCGACAUGAUAACGUCAUCGCACUCCACGACUCCAUCAAGGAUCAUGGGAGGAUAUAUCUCAUAUUGGAGUAUUGUCGAGGUGGUGACUUACAUGCAUACCUUCAACGCCAUAGAAGAGUUUCUGAAAAGGUUGCUAAGCAUUUCAUCCGUCAGUUAGCAUCUGGUCUGCAAAUGCUUCGCGAUAAUAACGUGGUUCACCGAGACCUAAAACCUCAGAACAUUCUUCUUGUUGAAAAUAAUGAAAAUUCUCUGUUGAAGAUUGCCGACUUUGGAUUUGCAAAAUUUUUGCAACCGUUCGCCCUAGCCGAAACACUUUGUGGUUCACCACUUUACAUGGCUCCAGAAGUCAUGCAAGCUCAGAAGUAUGAUGCAAAGGCAGAUCUGUGGAGUGUUGGUGUCAUUCUAUAUCAACUUGUUACUGGAAUACCACCUUUUAAUGGGGAUAAUCAGAUCCAGUUGCUUAAAAAUAUACUCAGGACACGGGAAAUACGAUUCCCAUCUGAUUGUGAGUUGAGCCAUGGCUGCAUCGACUUGUGCAGAAAGUUGCUGCGGCUCAAUUCAGUGGAGCGGCUUACAGUUGAAGAAUUUGUGCACCACCCAUUUCUUUCUGAACAUGCUCCAGAGAGGACCUUGAGCCGGACACCAUCUGACAUAAGAGAUGGAUUUCCAAUAAAUAAUAGCAGUCCAACAAGGCCUUCAAGCCAAAGUUCACAAGAAGAUUGUAUGCCUUUUCCUUUAGAUGAUGAGUCAAGUGGACAGGAUGAGGGUCCAGUUCCUGACAGUAAGAGCCCGAUGAAAUCUUAUGGGCUUCCCACGGGUAAAAGAUUGGAUAAAGCUUCAGGCCAGAGUCCAUCAAAGCAUACCAGUCUGUUCUCCAGGUAUGUCUUGGGCAAUAACCAUGCACCUAGUAGCCAACACCAUGGCCAUACUGGUAAAAUGACCAAGGAAAGCAAGAUUCCUGAAGUACAUGGUACGAAAGGUGUUUAUCCAGAAGGUAUGGAAGUCAUUAGUGACUAUCUUGCACUUACUCAUUUUUAUUAUGAACAAUUCUUACUGAAAUUAUUAUUUCUUUACUUUGUAAAUGUAGAUUCCCCUAUCAUUGAUUCAUUAGAGUUUGUAGAUCAGGAAUACGUCUUUGUGUCUGGGCCACACCCGGAGGGAUCGUCGUCUUCAACAAAUGCCUCUCAGCAGCUUAACUUACCAGCAAAAUAUGAUAAAUCGUCUGUUUCACCACCCAAGUUAACUUUCUUGAGUGCACCAAUGCCGAUAAAUGGUUUGCCAAUUAAUAGACAACAAUCUGCUGGGACUGGUAGCUUCGACAGCCACUGUUCUCCUGCAUCUGGCACUUCACAGGGAUCUGCGGAUAUAAGUGAUGCCAUGGAUCAGCCCCCCUCUGAUUAUCUGACGAGGAUUAGAUUAUUGGAGCAAUAUGCAUCAGCCAUAGCAGGGUUGGUCAGAGAUGAGAUCAAAGGUGGCAGACAAUUGGAGGCGUUCUCUAUUCAGCUAAUUGUUCUUGCAACCUGGAAGCAAGCAAUUCAUUUAUGCAAUACCUUUGUAGCUUCACCUGCAAGGGAGAGUCCCUCACAGGAUAUCCCUUUGCUUGCGACCUCGAAGCUAGCUGAUGAUGCCUGCAUGCAGAUAGAGAAACAGUUUCUCUCUGAAGUUGAAUAUGCCGAAGAACUAGCCAGCACUGUGGGCCAGAUAGCUGAUGGUACAGAGAUACCAGAUGCAAUUGAAAUAAUAUUUCAAUCGGCUUUACUUAUAGGAAGGCGAGGCGGUGUUGAUGAGAUGUUUGGGAAAGCAGCGGAUGCCAUGACUGGGUAUAUGAGGGCGGUAUCCAUGCUGCGUUUUCUCUUGAUCGAGGCACCAUCACUUGCCCUCAACCCCCCUUUGAUUCUGACAAGAUCCGAUCGGCAUCGACUGCGCACAUAUAUUGAAGCUCUCAACACCAGGCUCUGUCAGAUGCAAAGCCAGAGGCAUUGACUUCUGCCAUGUGCCCCCAAAUCUUGUUCAGGUUGAGGAACGGUGGACUUGUACAAUAUUCUUUCAUUUGUAAAUAUAUUUGUUGGCCCAAACUAGGGCAUGUAAGAUGUCAGAAAUGUUGAACUAGGCAGAGCAGCGAAAAUCUAUUGUAACUCGAUCAGACUACUAUUGUAAUGUGGAAUUAGGCGGAGUGUACGUGUUACGUUCAUUCUGUGUCAAUUCAGGCAGAAGCUUGAAAACCAAAUGAGCAAUCAUGAUCACUUGUGGAAAUGUAAACAGAUCGGCUGCUACUUUGUAGAUUCUUUAUUAUGUAUUAGCAAGUGUGCUAUCUGAAAAAUUACGCCCCUAA